ACCAGCAUCUUCAUUUGAAUCUUCUAUUGAUGAAUUCGAAGACUCUGGAAGAAGACAGAUCUAGUAAACGUCGAGGCCGAAAAAUUAUAGCGCCAUCUCCUCAAUGUUUACAUCGAGAGCUUAGAAAAUGGCGUCGUCUGCAAGUGAAUGCGGAACCUCAAAGGCGGAUCAAAAUACAAAAUGUCGAAUUGAUUUAGACCCUUUACAGCAUAGAAAAUACACAUUUCCAAGCGAACAAAUUCCAAGGCUUGAUGUUUCAGAUCCAAAAGUCAGCGAAUAUGUUCGAGACGGAAAACCAGUAGUGAUCACAGGAACCAAUCUGGUCGAGACUGCUCUGAAAUGGGACCUGGACUACUUGGAGAAAAAACCUUGGCAGCGGUAAAUUCAACGUGUACGUCUCCAAGAACCAUCACUUCAUGUACUUUGACGACAAGAAGGCGAGUAAUCAGAAAGAAUUCUCUCCCAAAACCAGGCUCAUGGAGAUGACCAUUCCAGAAUUUGUCCAACUUAUGGAAGAAAAAAAAGGCGGCACUGACAAGGUAUACCUUCAGCAGGCUCUGAAUGAUUCAGUAGGUCCCAGCAUUGUGGAAGACUUUGUGAGGUUCAACUGGAACUGGGUAACAGACUACCAGAAGAAGAACAGCUGGGGACCGCUCACCUCCAAUCUCCUCCUCGUAUCCAUGGAAGGAAAUGUUACUCCAGCACACUAUGAUGAGCAGGAGAACUUCUUUGCUCAGGUCAAAGGUUACAAGAGAUUCAUCAUGUUCCCUCCAAGUCAGUUUGAUCGUCUCUACCCCUUUCCAGUCCAUCAUCCCAACGACAGACAGAGUCAGGUGAACUUUGACGAUCCUGAUUUUGAGAGGUUUCCAAAGUUCCGAAAUGCCAAAGCAGUAGAAGCAGUAGUAGGUCCUGGUGAUGUUAUUUACAUUCCAAUGUACUGGUGGCAUCAUGUGGAGUCUCUCUUACAUGGAGGAGUGACAGUAUCGGUAACAUUCUGGUUCAAGGCUGGAGCAGGCCCCAAGCAAGUGGAGUACCCUCUAACACCGCAACAGAAAGUCUCCAUCACAAGGAACAUUGAAAAGAUGCUCUUUGAAGUGCUUAAGGAUCCCAAGGAGGUUGCAUCGCUCUUUCACCUCAUCGUCGAUGGUCGCUAUGACCUCCCCGCUGACCCCAUGCCCCCUUCAAGCUAGCAUGCAGGUAGACAUGCCCAUAGACACGCCCAUUCAAAUACUACCAGCAAUAGACCACCUCAAUCAAAACUCUGCCUAGGUUUGAUCAGUUCUGAUUCAAGGAAAGAAGUUUUGGUGAUUGAAAUCCAUUAUUAUUCCCAAAAAAAAUUGAUGGUAAGCUUAAAUGGGAAAUUCUACCUUGAUAUAUGCCAGGUGGUUCACAAGGGGGUUAAAACAUGUAACAGCGACAGGUUUGAAUUGAUAUUGUACAGGUUUGAAAAUGAGGAACAGCCUUAUAUUAGUUGUCAACCAAAAUUAUUUCUGAAAUAUUAGUCAUACAAUGUUUUUGGAAAUGCUUCAAAUUUUGGAUCCGAUUGCACCAGAGUGCAUCCAAGAACCUUAAAGCCCUUAAACAAGCCUUGGAGCCUGGCCACAAGGGACUUUGUACAUGUUUGAAUUUUAGUUUGUGGACCAUCCUCUAGGUGGAUUUUGAUAUUCAACUAAGAGCAAGUCAUGUCUGUCUCUGUCUGCAAGAGAGGGAUUUAAAAAUAUUUACUAUAAACAUGCUUAAAAAGCUAUUACAUGCGUAGGUAAGGUGUAAUGUAGUCAUUAAGGGGUUCUCACCUAAAAUCAUUUACAGCGACAUGAAAUGUUUGUGUGUAAAGUCUGAAAGACAUGAAGUUUUGAGAAUAUAUAAUGUAUAUAUAUAUAUAGAGUACUGUAAAACCAAAAAUAGGGUUAGUGAAUUUUGCCUAUGGAUAAGAUUCAGGCACUGAAUUCUGCAUUGUGAAAGUUUCUUGCCGUGAAAAUGGCUGCCGCGUAUAAUUUGCCAAAGUUUCUAGCUUUUGUGGCAAAAACCGGUACUUGUAGUUUUCAAAUGAAACAAUUUAAAAAAUGAAUAUUGUAAGAUGUGAGAUUAAACCGUAAGCAGCUGCUAGAAAAAAAAAUUGAUGGACGGGAACCAAAUGAGAUUUGAGCCAUUUCUAUAUUUUUGUUUUGUUUUUCGAUCUUGUUCGCUACUGAAGCAAAUCAUUCAUAUAUUUUCCCCGCUGCAAACCCACUUCAAAUUAUUUUCAUUGAGAUACUGUCUGAACCCGUUGACUACUGAACUUUAUAGGUCCCAUAGGCUUAACACAGAGACCACCCGGUUCCCGUAUAAAGCAAAGGAUUAACAGGUAGUAUCAAAGAAUACAUAAUAUGUAGGACAGAGCAAAAAUAAAAGGAAAUCUAAAAUCAUUUCGUAAAUCUGAUUUCCAAUAUCAAAUUCAUUAGGAAAACUAAAAGCUGGAAAUGCCCUUGUAUAUAUAAAGCAUAAUUGUUUUGGGUAUUCAUUGUUACAUCAAUCUUCCAUUUUUCUUUGUACCUACUUUUUUCUGGUUAUUGAGUCUCUAUGUCUAGUAGAGUGUGUUUGUUACGAGCCAAAUUCAUGUCAUAUCUGAAAUACGUAGAGGAUGUACUCUUUAUCACUUGGACUGUUCUCCUUCGAAAUAUCGGUAAUCUGUAGUACUGUAACUAUUUCUUCAUCUUGUGUAAGGUUCCAAAAGUUCAUUUGUGUAACAAUUUUAUAUGUAUAUUAAGAUACCUUGAAUUAUGUAUACUAAAAUUUUAAAGAUAUAGUAAUGCAAGUGGGGCCCUGGAAAGCUCUCAAAGAGUUAUUUAAAACAGCAAAAAGGUUAACAAUAAUAACAACAACAAAGCAAUACUAGAUCACUGUGAGGGAAUCCCACUAUUCCAUUGGAAAGUCCCAACAUAGCUCAAGCAACAACAAAAAGAAAAGGAAAAAUAAAAUAUAUUCUAUACUUUACCAAAAGGAACAGAAUCCUCCUUUUUUUUGUCUUUGAAUUGAAUUGAAUUGAAUUUGCAUUUAUUUCAUUCUCGAUUAAAAAUUACAUUGAUACAAAAGAUACAAAAUUAUUCAUGAACAAAUUUAGAAAUGAAAUGGGGAACUACAUAAAUAAAGCCCUUAGGCCUUGUACAAGCAUAGUUUCCAAAGCAUUCAUAGCAUAAUGUAAAGCAAAGAUUAAAACAAACAAAAAAGAUAUAAAAUAAAUAAAAACAUAAGAUAUUAGUAACUAUACAUAUUUGAGAUAAAGAAACUGCUUAAAAAUUUUUUUUGAAGGAAUUAAUUGACUUGCAAUUAGAAAUAUCUUUGGGGAUGGAGUUCCAAAUUACAGGGAAAUUAUGACGUACUGAUUUCAUUACCUUAUUUGUUUUUACUGGCCAUAAGUGAAAAGAAUCCUUAAAACAGGUAUUGUGGUUAUGUAUCUGGUAAUUGAGAGUGAACACCUGAAAAAUAUUAACAGGUAAUUUAUUUUGAAAGUAAAAGAAACCAAGGAGGGCAAUGGCUUCUAAUCAAGUCUGAAGUAAGCAUGUGUACAUUUCUGGAUAAUUUGUUUUUUUAGCAGUCGUUUCCACAAGAGUCAGAAACUGUCAGGAAUCUAUUAUUUUACAGAACUUUCUUAUCUUGAUUUUAGUGUACAUUUAAUGUUCUAGCUCAGUAAAAUGGAAAGAAAUGUUCGAUUCGCGUGACUAAGAGCAGUAGAAAUUGUUAGUUUUUAGUGAAGUAAGUUUGCCAAAAUGUGUCUUGCUGCUGGAAAAUUGUUGCAAAAUCGUUGGGUUUUAGUUGCUAGAUUUUUUUAAAUGGUGAUGGGCAGGCACAUUCUGAUAUUUAAUGGCUUUUAUUGAAGGAAAGAACAAACUAUUAAAGCAACUGAAAUUGACAUGGUACAUGUAUUUUUCAUAACUGUUGAAGGUCUUUCUUAUCAACAUGAUCACAGGAACUUAACAAAAACGUAUGCAUUAAACUGGUUUCAUUACAAAAAUAGCCUAUUAGUAGCUUUGCAUGUCACCUUUUGAAAUACACAUAUGCAAACAAUGACAAUGACAUAUCACAUAAUCUGAGAACGAUUUCUUUACCGACAUAUGAUAUUGCUAUAGAUAUUUUCACUAACAUAUUCAAACAGUAUGCAUACCAUACUUUAAAAAAAGGGUUGUUCUUGACAACCUGUAAGCUUGCCCUAGGCUUGUUUUAGGCAUAAAUGAAUAGCGACAGACAGACUUGUGCAUAUUGAUUGAGCUCUGUGUUAUAGAAUGUGAAGCGUAUUAUGAAACAAUGCUGAGGUUUCAUCAUAUGAACAAGCCUAAUUUACACUGUGUAUCACGGUCGUUAUGAACAAAAUGGCCACGUUUCCCAUGCCAUAUGUGAACACACUUUAAAACAUGAUGUGAGUUAUGAAAAACCAAUAAUCUUGUCAUAUUAAAAGAACAUUGAUUCUUGUUGAACAAAUAUUGUAUGAAUGUAGAAUAUACAGCUGUCUCCCAUUCUUUUUUCACAGUUAAUGUCUUAAGUUUUGUGAAAAUAUUUGACAAUGCUGAUGUAUACAUGUCGUUUGACAAUGCAUGAAGAAUCGUUCUUGGAGCUAUUUUACUUGAUGCUUGACUGUUUUCAUGAAAUUCAUUUACCUAUGUAUAGAGGGAACCCAAGUUAUAAAAUCAACUCGGCACAAUGAGCUUAUUUAAUAAAUAAUGUUUAAUCACCACUUCUAUGCAAGAAACCCUGUAUCAGAUUCUUUGCAGAAUAUGAAAAUGUUCACAUUCUUAUGUUUUUCUUCUUUCCUUUCCUUAAAUGCAUAUUAUUUCUCGCAUAGUUGACUUUGAAGGUUUGUUCACAUAUGGCACAGUAAACUGCCUCCAAUAAGCCAGGGCAGUUUAAAAAAAAAACAUAUGUGAAUGCACCUGCACGCAACAGUGGACUUUCACGUAUUCACUAAGCUCUGUGCUAUAAGAUGCAGCAAUAUGCAGCGUAUUUUACUUCACGUCAUAAAAAACGCAGCGGUUUUGCCGCGGCAUAUCUGAAUGAGCCCUUAAUUACCGGUAAUGUAGAUACUUGUAGUAUACUUGAGAGAGAACCUUAUCUGAAGGUUUUUUUAUUUACUUAUAUACGCAGAGCGAAAUGUGUAGUGUAAAGUGUAGAGUUUCGAACAGUGUAUAUAUUUGCUGCAUACAGUGACAAAUGAAAUCGGUGUUCAUUUUUGUUUCUAAUCUUUUGUAAUGGAGAUACAUAUGAUUGUGAUGAUAUACAGAUUAUUUUUUAUUUAUAUCAUGAGAAAUAAAUAUUUCUUCUUUGUCAUGCCAAAGUCA
Molecule: messenger RNA, 5309 nt
Organism: Strongylocentrotus purpuratus (purple sea urchin)
Lineage: Eukaryota; Metazoa; Echinodermata; Echinoidea; Camarodonta; Strongylocentrotidae
Gene: hif1an
Product: hypoxia-inducible factor 1-alpha inhibitor
Exons: 8
Coding region: 417-1190 (257 amino acids)
Biological process (GO): peptidyl-aspartic acid hydroxylation; negative regulation of Notch signaling pathway
Cellular component (GO): nucleus; cytoplasm
Molecular function (GO): [protein]-asparagine 3-dioxygenase activity; peptidyl-histidine dioxygenase activity; ankyrin repeat binding
Source: RefSeq, a predicted model, not a curated record